Molecule: messenger RNA, 4275 nt
Organism: Diachasmimorpha longicaudata
Lineage: Eukaryota; Metazoa; Arthropoda; Insecta; Hymenoptera; Braconidae
Product: ubiquitin-protein ligase E3C
Exons: 2
Coding region: 390-3608 (1072 amino acids)
Biological process (GO): protein polyubiquitination; ubiquitin-dependent protein catabolic process
Molecular function (GO): ubiquitin protein ligase activity; protein binding
Source: RefSeq, a predicted model, not a curated record
AUAUCAAUGACAAGUCUGGGAGUACACAUCUACAGUGCCGCGUUAACCAUCAUUAAAAAAACGUCUCCGUCAUUUACGCCCGAAAAAUUCGACGAUUGCCAUGACUCCACUAUCCCCAGUCUCGUGUACUUUAACCUAACUCUAGUGCGAACCCCAAAAAGUCCUUGUGCGAACCCAACCAACGCGAACAAGUGCCAAUACUCUUAAUUAAAUACCAUCAGGUCUUGUGAGCCCUCCAAACGUACGAUUAAAUGUCACUGGACAAAAACAAAUACUGAGACAGUGUGACUGUCCUGCAAUGUCAACGAAGUCACCUCCGUCCCUCAAUUAAUCUCCUCGUAGUGUCGAAAGCCUCUAAAAACGUCUAUAGAGUCUCCUGGUGAUGCAAAAUGUACAGUUUCGAGGGUGAUUAUCGUCGAAGGCCCCAGCAAAAUUUGGCUGGAGCCAGUCGUCGUGACGAGAAAGCUGCCCUUCUUCAGCAUGCACAGCUGGAGCGAAACAAACGUGAACAGCAACGUAAACGUCAAAAUGCAGCAUUGAAAAUUCAUGCUCAAACCCGAAGCUACCUGAUCCGUCAAUCCGUGAAACGAAAUUGUCGAGUAGAAUUUGAUAGAGCAAAAUCCCAAGUCCGAGGUAAACUGCAAACAACCGAGCUAAUUCCCUACAUAAGAACCCUCCUAUUUUUCUAUGACACAAAGACCGACUACGAGAGAUUGAUCUGGUUGCUGGAGCACAUUCUCGCGAACAAAAAUGACAUUCUGAACAGGUACAGCAAUAGUGACUGGCUGUGGCGAUUGCGAUGGAUCUUAAAACUGUGUCUGCAGUUUAUUCUGGAGAUAAGCAGCAUAAACCGACAAAUUUCAACAGCUCCACCCCUGCGAGUCCUUGAGAGCUUUAUAACGUCUGAAAAAAGUCAGGAUCAGAAGGACUCUAACGAAAAUUAUAGGAAUCACCUCAGGGACAUCCUGAAAUACCUAGUCCAGAACUCAUACUUUGCAAAUGUGAAAAAACUCCUCGAAGAGAACAUUCCCCCGCUCGACCAAUCCACGUCAAUUCCUCCAACUCCGAGGAUAAAAUGCUACUUUGACUUGAUAAAACAACCGCUGAUACUGUCCACAGACACAAAAUACGAUAAUGACUUUGCCCUGAUAGUGAUCAAAGAGUUUGUGAAUACAAUCUUGGUACCGAGGAUGUCGGAUCCAGUCAGAUUAUUCCUAAUACCCGCACUAUCAGAACUGUCGAGUUUUCCCUAUGCAGAGCUGAUAUGCUGUAUCAACAGACUGGAGAUUGUUCCAACAAAAAGUCUUCUGUACGCUGUCCUCUCUCUGGAGCCCAAGGAUUUCAAUCCCUCCACAUCAGACACUGUUCUACUGAACUACGUGCAGGUUCUUGCUUCUUUGACAUCAACAACACUGAGCCCUCUGCCCUCGGAAUCCCCUACCAACGACAACAUGGUCGAUGACAACGAUGACAUGAGCAUCUCUGAUACUGACGUAGUCAUGGUGGACCAGAGCCAAGUGGAGAUAAUGCUCCAGUGUAUCAAGAUGCUGAAUGAAGACGACAGGGUCAGCAGGAUUUUGACGUCCUUGGAUAAGACCGAGGAGCCUGCUGUUCUCCAGUCCCUCUGCCAACUCUGUCAUAACCUACUUAGAACUGAUAAGCUAGCUUCUCACAAGUACAAACUCCUCUACAUGCUGGCGUUCAAACCAGAAUUUGUGAGAAAACUGUGGACUGCACUGAUAACGACUAAACAGACUUCGAUAUUCGGUGGAGGAUCGACACCACUGGUGCAGAUAAUGUCCAGAGGGAUAGCCCCCACUGCUGAGGACUCGAAGAACAUAGCAUCGUUGAUGGCUGUCUUCUGUUCGCUGUUCAGUCUGCUGAUAGCCACUUUACACGACUCCGAGUUUUUUGCUGAGUCAAAGGAGAAUUCUAUGGAGGAGCAGGAGUCUGACGACGAGCGGACAGCAAUGCCCUUCACAACUGGAGAGUUGGUGCCUCUCAGUGAUUAUCUGAAAGGUGUUUGCCUUGGUCUGGUGGAACUGGCCUUCCCUGAUUGUCGACCUACCGUCAGGGAUGACUACAAACGAGCUGUCCUGGGCCCUUCGGCGAAGGGCAUUCAGAACAAACAAGAUACACAGAUGUGGGUUCAUCUGUUCAAAGCAACCUCUGGACUCCUCAGACAGCUACACACGAGAGAUCUGAGGAGGCAAUUUUGUCCUGAUGGCCACUGGAUCACCUCGAACAUUCCUAUUCCCUUGGACAAACCCCAGGACAUCACCUGGAGAAGGAGAACCAAUCGUACGACUCAGUCACCGUUUCAGGGCUUGAGGAGUCUAUCUCAGGAUCAAGAGAAGAGUGAACAGGGCCCACCGCUGUCCACCAAGGAGAUCAGGAUGCUGACACUUCUCAGAGAAGUUCCCUUCAUCGUUCCUUUCAAUGAUCGAGUCAUGGUUCUUCAGUCAUUAAUUUAUCGGGACAAAAUGGAGCAUCAGGGGGAGCUCACCCACUUCAUGCAGGGCCCCUCUAUUCAGAUAUCGGUCAGAAGGAACUAUCUGUAUGAGGAUGCUCUUGACAAGCUAUCUCCUGAGAAUGAACCUGAGUUGAGGCUCAAGAUGAGGGUCCAGUUGGUUAAUACUGCUGGGGUUGAAGAGGCUGGAGUUGACGGUGGGGGACUCAUCAGGGAGUUUCUUUCUGAACUGUUAAAGACCAGCUUUGAUCCCAACAGGGGCUUCUUCAGGCUCACCAAGGACAACAUGUUGUACCCCAACCCAACGGUUCAUCUGCUUGUCGACGAUUUUCCAAAGCAUUACUACUUCAUUGGGAGAAUGAUGGGAAAGGCGAUUUAUGAGAAUCUUCUUGUGGAGCUGCCCUUCGCUGAGUUCUUCCUCUCAAAAAUUGUGGGAAGACAAUCGGACGUUGAUGUGCAUCAUCUAGCGUCCUUGGAUCCCGUCAUGUACCGAAAUCUUUUGUACUUGAAGAGCUACAAAGGGGAUGUUUCUGAUCUUGGCCUAGACUUCACUGUUCUCUCUGAUGAACUUGGCGAGAGAAGGAUCGAUGAACUGAAGCCCAAGGGCUCACAGAUCCCAGUGACCAAUGACAACAGAAUUGAGUACAUUCAUCUGAUGGCAGAUUAUAAACUUAAUAAGGAGAUCAGACCUCAGUGCUAUGCCUUUAAGCAGGGCAUCGCUAAUGUCAUCCCUCUGGAGUGGCUGCAGAUGUUCAAUAAUAAGGAGAUGCAGGUCCUUAUUUCUGGGGCACAGAUUCCUGUAGAUGUGGACGACUUGAAGAUGCACACUAAUUACACAGGGGGAUAUGCUCCUGAUCAUCGUACUAUUGUCACGUUCUGGAAGGUUGUGGAGAGUUUUACUAAUAAGCAGAAAGGACAGCUUCUCAAAUUUGUUACUAGCUGCAGCAGACCGCCUCUUCUAGGCUUUAAGGAACUUGAUCCACCCUUUUGCAUACAACACGCCGGCACAAUCGAUCGUCUACCAACAUCCAGUACCUGUAUGAAUCUUCUAAAACUGCCAGAAUUUCUAGAUGAAUCAACACUACGUGAAAAACUGCUCUAUGCGAUUCAAGCUGGCGCUGGAUUUGAACUUAGCUAAUUGAGCCCAUCAAACAAAAACACAAUGUGUUACAAUUUAUCUUUUUCAUCAGCAGUUUAUCAACUGUCAUUGUUCUGACAGUAAAUCAUUCAAGACUGUGCCAUUAAAAUAUCUACAAUUCUCGGGGAUUUUGUGGAGAUGAUUACUGAAUAUUGAAACCGAACGAUAAUUUAGCGAAAAUAAUUACAUUUUUGAUGGGGAUAUUUUGGAUUUUUCGUGAACGAGGUGUUUCUUCAUAAUUUUGCAGUUGAUAUCUCUAGAUGAUUGUAAAUUAUGUAUAUCGAGUUGUGUGUUUAUUUUUCAGCGGUGGUAUAUCGACUUAUUACUGAAGAUGAUUUAACGAGUAUUUAUAGGACCCGAUCAUGUGAAACAUAGAGACGUGUAUAGAAUUAUCGAGAAUGAAUUUAUGUGCUGCACCGUGUGGGAUAUAUAUGUGAAAUCAAGUAAUUCUUCUACGGUGUCAUAGUGAAAUAAAUGUCAAAUGUUGAUGUAAUUGUUAGCCUAGUCUCAGUGGACUGGCCUUUUUUUCUUUCUCCAAUUACAAAACCUUGUGAUAUAUGGAUAUAUUAUUAUACAAACAUAUUUUUCGUCUUUGAUGAUCUUUCUUAUUAUUGUAUAUGUGAAAUUUGGAACAUUAAAAUGUAAUCGGGGCCACGGUGAAAUGGUA